Messenger RNA from Egretta garzetta (little egret), 691 nucleotides. RefSeq names its product polyubiquitin-B-like. Gene Ontology annotation, biological process: protein ubiquitination; modification-dependent protein catabolic process. Lineage: Eukaryota; Metazoa; Chordata; Aves; Pelecaniformes; Ardeidae. Gene Ontology annotation, molecular function: protein tag activity; ubiquitin protein ligase binding. Gene Ontology annotation, cellular component: cytoplasm; nucleus. The record is from RefSeq and is a predicted model, not a curated record.
UGCGUUCUCUUCUUCCAGAGAAAAAUGCAGAUCUUCGUGAAGACCCUGACGGGCAAGACCAUCACCCUGGAGGUUGAGCCCAGUGACACCAUUGAGAAUGUCAAGGCCAAGAUCCAGGACAAGGAGGGCAUUCCCCCAGAGCAGCAGAGGCUGAUCUUUGCUGGCAAGCCGCUGGAAGAUGGGCGCACCCUGUCUGACUACAACAUCCAGAAGGAAUCCACCCUGCACUUGGUCCUGCGCCUGAGGGGUGGCAUGCAAAUCUUUGUGAAGACCCUGACGGGCAAGACCAUCACCCUGGAGGUUGACCCCCCCGCCGCCGGGCCCUGCUGCAGGUGCCGUGGGGAGGACAGGGAGAGCGCUGACGUACAGUGCGUUCUCUUCUUCCAGAGAAAAAUGCAGAUCUUCGUGAAGACCCUGACGGGCAAGACCAUCACCCUGGAGGUUGAGCCCAGUGACACCAUUGAGAAUGUCAAGGCCAAGAUCCAGGACAAGGAAGGCAUUCCCCCGGAUCAGCAGAGGCUGAUCUUUGCUGGCAAGCAGCUGGAAGAUGGGCGCACCCUGUCUGACUACAACAUCCAGAAGGAAUCCACCCUGCACUUGGUCCUGCGCCUGAGGGGUGGUAACUGAACUGCGUGGUUGCUGCUCACUUCCAAGUAAAAGUUUCUCUGCGCUUGUUCAUUCCAAUAAAGCU